This is a messenger RNA of Drosophila suzukii, 1419 nucleotides long. It is a transcript of the gene sc, whose product is annotated as achaete-scute family bHLH transcription factor scute. The record is from RefSeq and is a predicted model, not a curated record. Lineage: Eukaryota; Metazoa; Arthropoda; Insecta; Diptera; Drosophilidae. Gene Ontology annotation, biological process: regulation of transcription by RNA polymerase II; developmental process. Gene Ontology annotation, molecular function: RNA polymerase II transcription regulatory region sequence-specific DNA binding; DNA-binding transcription factor activity, RNA polymerase II-specific; protein dimerization activity.
UUCAAGCCUUCUCCUCUCCUCACUAUAUUAUUUUUUUCUGUUGAUCGUACUACUCUGGGAAAACUAAAGGAGGAAACAAAUAAGCGAUCCGAAACUGUGUGUGUUUAUGAGCAAAAUAAUAGUAAUCCAACGAAAAGCCUAGCCAUGUCAUCGAGUGUGCUGACCACGAGCCACGACCUAUUCCCCACCACCAUCAACACGGCCACGAAGAUCUUUCGCUACCAGCACAUUAUGCCGGCUCCCAGUCCAUCGUCGCAUCCCGGUGGCAAUCAGAAUCAACCCGGUGCAGGUGGAAUGCCCAUCAAGACCCGCAAGUAUACGCCCAGGGGCAUGGCUCUGGCCAGAUCCUCCUCCGAUUCGGUAUCAUCCAUAUCGCCUGGCUCCUCGCCGGCUCCCUACAAUGUGGACCAAUCCCAGUCGGUGCAGAGGCGCAACGCUCGGGAGCGGAAUCGUGUCAAGCAGGUGAACAACAGCUUCGCCAGACUGCGCCAACAUAUACCGCAGUCGAUCAUCUCGGAUCUGACCAAGGGCGGUGGUCGAGGACCCCACAAAAAGAUCUCCAAGGUGGACACUCUGCGCAUUGCCGUCGAGUAUAUCCGUCGGCUUCAGGAUCUGGUGGAUGAUCUGAAUGGAGGACCUAGUAAUUCAGUGGCCAGCAAUGCCGUCACCCAGCUGCAACUCUGUUUGGACGACGAGUCCAGCAGUCACAGUUCCAGCAGCAGUACUUGCAGCUCUUCGGGGCACACUAACUACUAUCAGAACAGCACGACUGCUGCCGGUCACAAUCCUCUCCAGCAACAGCAGCAGUUGCAGAGGCAACAGUUCAACCACCAGCCACUGACGGCCAUCUCACUGAACAGCAAUCUGGUGGCCACAUCCCUGCCAGGUGGAAAUGGAGCCGCAUCUGGAGGAGCCGUCAUCAGCGCGAACAACCAGCAAACCUGCCACUCGCCCACUUCCUCCUUCAACUCCAGCAUGUCCUUCGAUUCCGGCACCUACGAGGCAGCUCCUCAGCAGCUAUCCAACCAUUUGGAUCAUCUGGAUCACCUCGAUACCGAGGGACACACCCACUCGCAACUCCAGCUGAAGUUCGAACCCUACGAACACUUUCAACUGGACGAGGAGGACUGCACGCCCGACGAUGAGGAGAUUUUGGACUACAUUUCUCUGUGGCAGGAGCAGUGAAUCCUGAUCCUGAUCUGAAGAUCCUGCCAAAAUCCACAUCCCACCACACAUCCUGUUCUCUUCUAGUCAAUGUUGAGUUGAACCAAGUGCCUCAAAUUGUAAAUAACACUCAUGCGAAAAACCACACACACCGACACAAUUUUUUUUUCCUACUAUAAGCAAAUUUUUUUGUAUAAUUUAAGAACCAAGAGACCAGUAUCAAAUAUAUAUUUAUAAAAUAAUUAUAGCAUAAAA